AUGCGGGUGCCCCUGGGCGGGCUGGCCGGCGCGGCGGCGCUGACCGGGGCGCUCAGCUUCGUGCUCCUGGCGGCCGCCAUCGGCACGGACUUCUGGUACAUCAUCGACACCGAGCGGCUGGAGCAGAGCGGCCGGGGGGCGCAGGACCCCGCGGGGGCCGCCAACCGCAGCCAGCUGGAGCCUCUGAGCUCGCACUCCGGCCUCUGGCGGACCUGCCGGGUCCAGAGCCCGUGCGCGCCGCUGAUGAACCCCUUCUGGCAGGAGAAUGUGACGGUCAGCGACUCCAGCCGACAACUCCUCACCAUGCACGGGACGUUCGUGAUUCUGCUGCCGCUCAGCCUGAUCCUGAUGGUCUUUGCGGGGAUGACGGGCUUCCUGAGCUUCCUCCUCCGAGCCUCCAUCCCCCUCCUGCUCACGGGAACCCUCUUCCUCUUCGGAGCCUUGGUGACGCUCGCUGGGAUCAGUGUCUAUAUCGCGUACUCAGCUGCCGCCUUCCACGAGGCGCUGUGUCUCCUGGAGGAGAAGGCCCUGCUGGACCAGGUGGACAUCCGCUUUGGCUGGUCCCUGGCGCUGGGCUGGAUCAGCUUCACCACCGAGCUGCUCACUGGGGCGGCCUUCCUGGCAGCAGCCCGCAUGCUCAGCCUGAGACGGAGGCAGGACCAGGCCGUAUGA
Equus quagga is the source of this 672-nucleotide messenger RNA. It is a transcript of the gene TMEM114, whose product is annotated as transmembrane protein 114. Lineage: Eukaryota; Metazoa; Chordata; Mammalia; Perissodactyla; Equidae. Bases 1 to 672 code for a protein of 223 amino acids. The transcript is spliced from 4 exons. The record is from RefSeq and is a predicted model, not a curated record. Gene Ontology annotation, cellular component: apical plasma membrane.